Fraxinus pennsylvanica is the source of this 507-nucleotide messenger RNA. Lineage: Eukaryota; Viridiplantae; Streptophyta; Magnoliopsida; Lamiales; Oleaceae. The record is from the annotation of a GenBank genome assembly.
AUGGGAAAUUACAUUUCUUGCACAUUGUCAUCGCCGGCUGGCAAGCAUUCCGGCGGGGCUGCAAAGGUUAUUUUUCCGGCAGGUGAAAUACGGAAAUUCUACGAGCCCACAAAAGCUGCAGAACUAAUGCUUGAAUCCCCAAAUUCUUUCCUCGUAAACACGAAAUCACUUCAAAUUGGGGGAAGAUUUUCUGCACUAAAUGCAGACGAAGACCUCGAAAUGGCAAAUGUUUAUGUAUUUUUUCCGAUGAACAGGUUGAACACUCGGGUGACCACUUCCGACAUGGGUACACUGUUCUUAACAGCAAAUUCAGCUGCAAAACGGCCAGUGUCCAUUGUCAAUAUGAGAAUCUUGCCGGAAUGUAGUGAAAAACCGGUGCCGAAACUGAAUUUGAAUGAUAUUGAAGAAUUUUCGACGCCAGAGUUUCAGCACCGGCUGUCCAUUUGUCGAUCCAGGAAGCCAUUGUUGGAGACUAUAGUUGAAGAACCAGUUAAUUUGAGAAUAUAA